AUGUUCAUAUCUCUCCUCAUGGCUCUCUUCUUACCAGACCUUUGGGUGGUUUUCGACCGUCCAAACAACAACGACCUCGACAUAUUGCUGACUCUGGUUGGUGUCGCUUUCAUCUUCGAGCUGCUUGUACAGUCCAUCGGCAUGCCGAAGCUGGCCAGCAAGUGGCCGGCCAAAUGGCUAAAUGAGAGUGUAACAGAGAGGUUCCACCCAGCACUUGUUCCUGUGGAGGAGUUUCAACAGCACGGCUGGAGGCGGUUGCUCGCACUGGGUGGCGGGUAUAUUUUCAACAGGAAGACCUAUCCGAAUUCCUUCUUCUUCUGGAUGGACUUGAUCGGGGCGGCACUUUGGCUGGUCAUUGGCAUGGCAAGCCAGGGAUCGAACUUUCAGAAAGAAGCGGCUUUGGCAUCUCUGCUGCUAGACCUUUCCUACAUCACCGGUUCUGAUGAGCCUGUGACUGAGGACAGCGUGUCCAACAACGUAAUUAUCAUGCGAGCAGCCCGCAUCGCGAAGUUGGGUGCCCGGGCCGGGCGCUUCACGAAGUUGAUGAAGCUGCUGAGGUUUCUGCCGGGAAUGGGUUCGGUGGAUGACGGAGCCGGGACUGCCCUUCGGCAGAGCAUUGGCUUCUCGCAGAAGGGCGGGACUGGCUUGGCCCUGCACAGGUAUGGCUUCAGUCAGUUUGGCCACUGCGGCUCUCUAGGCGUGUGGAUGCACGGAACUCCUGAUUGGUCCCCUCAUUCCUUCAUGGACAUUCUGGAGGCGAGCUAUUCUCGCUCCACACAACACUUUCCCGGUCAGCUCCAGGAGCUUGUGAACUUCUUCAGUGACAAGUCCUACUUCCCAUGGCGCGUGCGCGCCAAGAGCGACCUAACGCACCCAGCAGAAGUCCUGCAGGUUCUGCCGUGGAUCGCCCAGACUGGGCCGCCAAAGCGGAUAAGCAACAGCGUGGUGUUCGGUUCCACACACAUCCUCGUGGAAUUUGACUUCUCGGAGCCAAAUCGGCUCGAUGCGUGGAUGAACGUGGUGCUGCUCCUGCUAGUCAUGGUGCUGAUGAUUGGCUUUUCGCUGGUGCUCUCGAAUUCUGUAUCCAGCAUCGUACUGAAGCCAUUGGAGCAGCUCCUGACUCAGGUGAGGCAGAUGGCAUCGACAAUCUUUCAGUCUGUCACGGACAUGGAGGUCGUCAUGAAAGAGCCGGCGAACGAGGCGAACUCCGAGCAGGACGACCUCCAUGAGACCAAAUUCGGCAACGAGACGCAACUCCUAGCGAAGGUCGUGCAGAAGCUUGCAGUGAUCAGCGAGAUCACCAUGAACAAGCCCAUGCUCGACGUGCAGCUGUUGCAGAAUCUCGCCGAGAACGACCGGGCCGUGAUCUCCGGCUUCCAGGGUGGCCUCCCUGCGCAGGACAAGCUUUUCGAUCGCGGCGAUGAGAUGGAGAAUGCCUUGGACAUGGAGUCCAUCGAGCUUGCGCAGCGUGCCAUGGUGGAGAAUGCAGGCCUGUCCAUGGAGCUGCUGGACUCCUGGAACCUCAAUCCGUUGGAGUUGGAUAAAGCUCGGAACCAUGUGGCGGCGAUGUACUUCUGCAGCUCGCACAACCAUGGCGUGGAGUUUGACUCUGUCAUUAUGGGCAAUUUUCUCAGUGAGGCCGAGUCCGGCUAUGUGAAGUCUGCUCCGUACCACAAUUGGUUCCAUGCAGUCGACUGCGCCCACGCCGUAUAUCGGCUACUGCAAAUGUGCAUUGCUGAGGUCUUUCUGACACGGGAAGAGAGGUAUGCUCUCCUGGCCAGUGCCGUUUGCCACGAUCUUGGUCACCCAGGACUGAACAAUGUUUUCCUCAUCGAAACGUCCCACGAGUUGGCCCUGCGCUACAACGAUAAAUCGCCUCUGGAGAACAUGCACUGCUCCAAGAUGUUCGAGCUUGUGAGUCAGGCCAGAUGCAACAUUUUCUCCACGCUGUCGAAGACCCAGUACUUCGACGUGCGCAAAGUGUGCAUUGAGUCCAUCUUGCACACCGACAAUGCGCAACACUUCACCAUGGUGAAAGACGUGCAGAUGCUUUACGAGGUGAACUCGGAGAUUUGGGAUGCUUCACGGCUCCUCUUCCUGCAGGAGGGCGGCGACUUCCUGGCGCAGGAGGCUGUUGACCUUCUCAGACUCGUCGAGUCGCGCAAGCUGAUGAUCAAUCUCCUGCUGCACUUCGCCGACAUCUCGAACUCCAUGAAGCCGUUCCGAAUCAGCAGGAUCUGGGCAUGGCAGGUGCUGGAGGAGUUCUUUCUGCAAGGCGACGCCGAAGCACGGCUCGGAGUGCCGGUCCAGGCCUUGAAUGAUCGGGCAACGGUGAACCGGCCUUUCUCGCAGGUCGGCUUCAUCGAAUUUCUGGUUUCGCCGCUCAUCUUCGCAGCGAUGCGCAUCCUGCCUCAGACGGAGCAUCUUGCAGUGCAGAUGCUGAUGAAUGCCAGGUCGUGGCAGAAGCAGUGGGAGAAUGAGGGAAAGAAUCCUCCCUCAGAUGCAGACAAGAAGGCACUGACCGAGCGCAUUGGAAAGACACUUGACAGUCAAGAUGGACAGUUCCGGCCACAGUGCUGUUCAUUGAAGAUGUUCCGGGCUAGCAUUGCCUACGUGUGGCCAGCAGAGGCACUUGACUUGAGCCUUUGGGGCUUUGCCCGCAACCACGGUAACCCUGCCGAUAAGGGGGAACAUGCCCAGUCCUCUAUUUCGCACAUGUCUGUAUUGCAAAUGUUGCGUGACAGGACUGUUGCCAUAGAGGGCGCAGGGAUGAGGCCUGCCACGGCCCUGUGCGGACCGCCUCGCGGAAGCCUGAAACCAGAAGUGGAGGAGGUGCUCCUUCUGAUUGAAACGGACUCCGAAUGUUUACGGUCUGCCCGCAUCGACCUGAACAAGUGGGCAGGGGGUGGCAACCCAGCAGUGGCUACUUGUGCAUAUCCAGCUGCCUUUGGCUUCAAAAUCUUUGCCCUCGCCGCUAGCCUGCAGGCCGUUUGCCAGUUUGGCUCAGAGUGCGAGCCCCUGGGCACCCUCGAGACAGUGCGCAGCAUCUGGGGAGACUUCCAGGUGAAAAUGCACGAAAUGUCACCCAGCAUGCGCUUGCCCCAGGAAGUGGCCAGCACUGUACGACGCUACGUCUUGGAGGAGUCCGAGCUCAUGACCAACCUUGUUCGCCGACUCUGGACCACGGAGGCACUUUCCAGGUGGGUACGUGCUCCCCUCGAAUUGGCAGGCCACAGAAGUGCUUGGGCAGCCAUGCUGACUCACAAAGCCCUGAUCACAGCUUCGCUGCUCCGGCUGGCGCAGCACAUUGGAGAACGACGGCGGGUGUUAUUUUGGCGAAGCAACAUGAUGCUGUCUGUGGUGGACUUUGGCUUGGGUAACUUGGCACAUAUCUUGGCACCACGAAGCGAUUUCCUUCUAACCCGUCACGGCGCUUUGGAAGAGCUUCUAGGCGGCCCACCUGCUGACGGACUCACACUUGUGGAGGUGGGUGUUCACUUGGCUCGUUUGGCGUUUUCCUUGCUGGGCCGUCUUCCGGGACUUCGAUACCUGGGUGUCGACCCUUUUGAAUAUGGGAGCGACACAUCAGUGGACUCUCGCGAGCGGCAGCUCCUGGACUUGGGCCUUGACCCCAAGGAGGGUGGUGCUGCAGAACUCAGUUCGGAGGUACGCAAAGCUGCGGAGUACAAACUAAACCUUUUCAUCGGCCGUGCCCAACUGCUGGCGAUGCCUUCAGUGGAAGCUGCAGCGACACUGCCGGACAGAUCGGUGGAUGGGGUGUUCAUCGAUGGCGACCACUCGUAUUUGCAGGUUCUGCGCGACAUUGAUGCGUGGGAACCCAAGGUGAAGCCGGGUGGAUUUCUGAGUGGCCACGACUUUGGGAACCAUCCGGAUGUGGCCAGGGCCGUGCUUGAACGUGCAGCGGAGUUCAAUCGGACAGUGCACCUCUCAAUGGAUUGGUUCUGGUACUACUACAUCUGA
This is a messenger RNA of Symbiodinium sp. CCMP2456, 3981 nucleotides long. Lineage: Eukaryota; Dinophyceae; Suessiales; Symbiodiniaceae. The record is from the annotation of a GenBank genome assembly.